ACACACAGUAGGAGAGACAGAGAGAAAGGGGAGAGAGUUGGAUAGCGAGAGAGAGAUAGAGAGACAGACAGAGAGAGACAGAGCGAGAGUAAGAGAGUUUUCUUCAAACAACAGUGAUGGAAACGUUGUUGUAUCUCACCCUGCUAAUCUCAGGAUUCUACACACCUUCCUCAUGUCUUCAUCAGUAUCACCUCAUUACCAACAAUAUGAACUGGACUGAUGCCCAGAGUUACUGCAGAGCACAUUACACUGAUCUGGCUACAGUAGAUGACAUGGAGGACCAGAACAGGCUGAUUACCAGUGUCAGUUUUGAUGGUUGGUUCUGGAUUGGACUGAAGAAGGGAGACUCGAUGAAGUGGAACUGGUCUCUGGCAGACAGACGUUUCUACAGAGAGGGGGAAACUGAGUUCAGAAACUGGGACACUGGGACGCCCCAAAAUGGCAACUGUGUUUUAAUGAGUACAGCUGGUCUGUGGAACAACACCUCCUGUGAUGACCAGCAUCACUUCAUCUGUUAUGAUGGAAAACAAGACACCAACCUAACAUACGUCUUAAUUCAGGAGAACAAGGCCUGGAUAGAUGCUCAGAGUUACUGCAGACAGCAUCACACAGACCUGGUCAGUGUGAGGAACCAGACAGAGAACACAGAGAUAGAGAAGAAGAUAUCACUGAGGGGACUUCCUGUGUGGAUCGGUCUGUUUCAAGACUCCUGGAGAUGGUCAGACCAGAGUGACUCCUCAUUCAGAAACUGGCAGUCAGGAUGGCCUUCAACAGAUCAGGGAUACAACUGCACUCUGGUGUCUUCUGAUCCUUCUUCUGAUUAUUAUUCUAAAUGGAUAAAUGUGCCCUGUGACAACAACUAUCCUUUCAUCUGCUGUGACUCAGCUGUGGAGACCCCUGAGAAACCUCAACUGAAGAGACAGGUGGUGAGAAUGAAGAUGACCCCAAAGGAUCAACAUCUGAAUAUCAGCGAUCCUGCUGUUCAGGACUCCAUCUUACAAGAGAUAAGGAACAAGCUGAAGGAGCAGGGGUUACCUGCAGACACCAAAGUGACAUGGAAAAAGCAGCCUGAUGGGAAGGUCUUCCACAAGGAGGAAGAGGGGUCUCCCAAGAAAGAAGAGGAGAAGAAGAUGAAGAGGAUGAUGACAAAGAGAGAACUCUAAUUAUGUUAAAUGUUCUAAUAUUUAUCUUUUUAGUUAUAUUAAUUUUCUGUACUGGGAUGUAUUUUCUGAACCUAAUUACAUGUGUUUUAUGAAGUAAAUUGUUUAAGUAUAAACAUUAAUAGUUUUUUAUCGUGAGAUGUUUUUCUUGAUAAUUUUCUUGACUUGGUUGUUGUAAAUACUUAUU
Oncorhynchus nerka (sockeye salmon) is the source of this 1347-nucleotide messenger RNA. Its product is annotated as C-type mannose receptor 2-like. Bases 117 to 1163 code for a protein of 348 amino acids. NCBI's taxonomy places the organism in Eukaryota, Metazoa, Chordata, Actinopteri, Salmoniformes, Salmonidae. The record is from RefSeq and is a predicted model, not a curated record. The transcript has 6 exons.